Cokeromyces recurvatus is the source of this 1187-nucleotide messenger RNA. RefSeq lists its product as uncharacterized. The record is from RefSeq and is a predicted model, not a curated record. The transcript is spliced from 2 exons. NCBI's taxonomy places the organism in Eukaryota, Fungi, Mucoromycota, Mucoromycetes, Mucorales, Mucoraceae. Bases 25 to 1113 code for a protein of 362 amino acids.
UAAAUCUUCUAUACAAAACAAAAUAUGUCUCAACAACAAUCUAGCUCUCAUAAGAACAUUUGUGUUAUCACCAAUUGUGACUCUCUUCUUGGUUAUGCUUUAGCUUAUCGUUUCUUGGAAGGUAUGCGUAGUCGUGAAGACCCCGAAAUUGCAGAUCAUAAGCUUCGUAUCCUUUGUCGUAACAAGUCAGGUUAUGAGUUAAGUCGUCUCGAGCAAAUGGGUGCUGAAGUCGUUGAGGUAGACUAUAAGGAUGAAGACAAGAUGCGUCAUGCUAUGAAGAAUGUAUUCAGUGUCCUUCUUAUCCCUGAGAACUCUGAAAACCGUCUUAAGGAGGCUCAUUGCUUAAUUAAGAUGGCUAAGAAUGAAGACGUUGAACACUUUGGUUUGAUGUCCUUUGUUGGUGUUGACCGUAUUGAUAAGGCCAAGAGUGAUGACCCACAAAAUCAAUCUCAUUAUCGUAACUUUAAGGAGUACAGAGAAAUUGAAGAAUGUGUUAAAAAGGCCUUCAGUGGAAACAAGCACUGUAUCUGUCGCCAUUCUAUCUUUAAUCAAUUGUACUACUUCUUGGCCCCUGUAAUGGAGGGUAAGAACAUGAUGGAGCUUCCUGUUAAGGAAGAUGCCAAGUGGAACACUGUCGACAUGAUUGAUGUUGUUGAAGCCGUCUAUUGUUUAGCCAAACAGGCCCGCAAGCGUCAACAAAAUAAUAAUACUCACAAACAAUUAUAUGAAUUUACGGGACAGCAUAACAUGGCCUCUAAGGAGAUGUGCAAAGAAAUCGGUGAAGGUUUAGGUAACAGAGACAUGAAAUAUCGUCGUAUUUCUAGCGAUGAAAUGAAGCAGAUGCUUCUUAGUAUGAGAGAUGAUCAUCGUUUCAAGGAACGUCCCAAGGAACACGGUGACUUCAAGAAAGGUAAGGAUGGUUUCUGGUCGAUGCCCCUUGGCAAGUUCUUGAACAAUCAUAACAUUGAAACCAUGUUGGAAUAUUGGUGCUUGGCUAAUGAAAAUCAACAAGAUUAUCAUAGCAAUGACCUUCAAAAUAUCUUGAACCGUCAACCUCGUAAGUUGAAGGAAUACUUUGAAAUUAAUCGUGAUCACUUCAAGCGCUUCAAGUAAACGUUUAUCAUGUCUUGAUUUUUUUUUUUUUUUUUGUGAUUAAUAAAUAAAGCAUAUUUUUUUUAUGUUUGUAA